AUUGGCUCCUUUUAGAUACAGCAUAUUUUAUUUUGGUAUAUCUUUUUAAUUCAAAUGAGUAAUUCCUCUCUACAUAUAUAAUUCGAGUAACUCCAGAAUACAUUCCCUGCGUUUUAAUCCAAUUAAUUUUAGUUAAUUAAAUGUAGCUCAAAAUGCUUAAGUAUGUUUUUCAUAGCAUCCUGCUGGGCCAUUUUGCGCAUGCGUUAGGACAGGCCACCAUUUUGCGCGUGGACUGAAAAAGCGGACGUUUUGUGUGCUGCAAGCGGGCUCAAGUUAAUCACACAACUUCGUGUAAAGGUGGUCUAGCUUCGAUUUUCUUCCCCUUAUGUGUUAUUGUUUAUUCAAGGAAACGGUGUUAUUUUGAUUGAAGAAUGGCAGAGCAGCUGAAGCUGAGAGUCAUCGUGGCAGAUGAUGAUUUUAGGAGACUUGACGUUCCAUCUGGGAUGCCAAGAACUUUGACUGAUCUUCAGAGCACAAUUCGCCAAGCAUUUGGAAUUGAAAGAGACUUUCGUAUUCAAUUCAUGGAUCCUGACUUCAACAAUGAGUUUAUGAACAUAACAUCAAUGCAAGACAUUCAAGACCGAAGUACAAUGAAACUUGUGUACAUGGCAAAUCUGGAUACAAGUGCAUCUUUGUCAAAGCAGUAUCCCACAUGCAGUCUUGACUCUUCUGCAAGUCCAGAAAGUAUUCAAAGAAACUCCAGUCUCUCAUCGUCUUCAUCCAACUCAGACAGCACCAUAAUUCUACCACAGUCAGACAGUGAGCUGAGAUCAUGUGCAUGGCCUCACGAGUUUACUAUUCCUCGAUUUUCAUUCAAUGUAGAGGUGCAACUUCAGCGUGGAAAUGAGACCUUCAGAGAAUCUGGAACUCGGCUCAAGAUUACUCCAGGUGUUAAAUCUGACAUCUUAGAGAAGCUAGCUGAGGCGAUUUUUCAGUUUACUGCUUAUCCUCAAAAUUACCAAAUAGAUGAAGUUGCAGGGGCACUGAUCAAAAAAUUUCCUUGUCUGCGAGAGCCAUCUGCCACAGGUUACUAUGGCUGGAUGAUUAGCCUGAAAUAUAAGAUGGCUAAUUACAGGACAAAGAUGCGCAACAUUGGCCGUCCUGAAGUGACUAUAAAUGCUUUGAAAAACAAAUCCAGUGAUGAUUGCCUCCCAGCCAAAAAUGUUAAGAAACCUAAAAAGGCUGAGGUCAAUUUUUGUCCAUUACACACAGCUGGCGAAACGGAUGACAGUCUAGAAAACAUCAGGGUUGAGCUUUUGACCGACGUCAGACGAAAAACAGUGCCUCAGAUGUAAGGCAGAAGAUGUCAAGAACAUUUUCCUACCGUAGACAAGAGGUGGUGCAGGGAAGUCCAACUGCUGGGGAGUUUAAAGCUAGGUGGCCUGCACUUUUCCAGAUUAAUGAGGUAAAGGCAUGCUUUUUUUGCUGAGUGUUCUUGUCAGUAAUUCCUUAUGUUAUACAUUAAUUAAUCUGGGCCACUUGGAUUAAGACGAGUCCAAAUAUAGGCAUAAAG
Molecule: messenger RNA, 1513 nt
Organism: Oreochromis niloticus (Nile tilapia)
Lineage: Eukaryota; Metazoa; Chordata; Actinopteri; Cichliformes; Cichlidae
Exons: 3
Coding region: 372-1295 (307 amino acids)
Source: RefSeq, a predicted model, not a curated record